AUGUCAAAGUAUGAAAUCUUGGAAGGAUCACAAAUUGAUGCUGAAGAGGCGAAGAAAAUAAUUGGGGAGGAUGAUGACGUUGAUUUAGAUUUUGUUUACCGUAAAAUAAUGAUAGACGAUGUUGGAAAGCAAUUAAUAGUACAUGAAAAAGGGAUUCAUCUAGACUAUAUGCCAUCUAUUAAAAAGGAGACUAAGGAGAAGAAAAAAGAAAUUAGAUUACUAUCUAAAAGUGCAAGAACAUAUGAAUUGGAGCACUACGAAUACAAAAUACUUAUUAUUUUCAACCAUAUAAACUUUCGUAAAAGUGAAAAAAGAGUAGGCACGGAAAAAGACGUUGAAGCUUUGUCCAAUACAUUUAAGAAAUUUGGUUUCAGUGUCCAAAAACAUGAUGAUAAAACAGUAGAAGAAAUAGAGGACAUAAUGAGUCGCUUUACUAAAGAGGAUCAUGCUGAUAAGUAUGGCUGUAUAGUUGUGGCUGUACUUACCCAUGGAGACGUAGAUGGCUGUCUCGAAGCGUCAGAUAGAAGCUACAAUGAAAAUAGGCUUAUUAAAUAUUUGGAAACAACAGCCAUUUCAAAGCCAAAGAUUUUAAUAAUUCAGGCUUGUAGAGGCCAACAUAGUAAUAGAGCCGUUCAGGUACCUGUGUACAAGGAUAACAUAAAAACACCAGAAUUCUAUUUUUUGCCUAAGCAGGCAGACAUCUUGGUUCUGCACAGCUGCUACCCCGGAAAUCCAGCUUAUAGGACAGAAAACGGUUCUUGGUUCAUAAAGACUCUUUGUGAGGAAAUAGACAGAGCGUACAGCGAAGACUUCGAAUCAAUUAUAACAGAGGUUAGGCGUAAAGUAGCUAUAAAUUUCAGUAUUGUGGAUUAUAACCCAGAAACAGAUAUGCUUGAGAGCAACAAACAAAUACCAGUGUCGACCUCUACGUUUACAAGGAAAUUGUACCUAAGGAACUUUAAUGACGAUAUACAAACUCAUAUCGAUGGUAGCUACACGCAUGCAUCGUCGCUGCAUCGGGUGUAA
Molecule: messenger RNA, 1026 nt
Organism: Achroia grisella
Lineage: Eukaryota; Metazoa; Arthropoda; Insecta; Lepidoptera; Pyralidae
Product: caspase-3-like
Exons: 5
Coding region: 1-1026 (341 amino acids)
Biological process (GO): proteolysis
Molecular function (GO): cysteine-type endopeptidase activity
Source: RefSeq, a predicted model, not a curated record